AUGCCGUCGCCAAUUUUUCUGUCCCGUCCACCGCCCAAUUUCUCGCCAUUGGCGAUUGUGCGAGGUUUCCAGCUGUUUUUUGUGGGUGCGUACCGAUCGUUACAGAACCCCGAUAUCUUCCGAACAGAACACUACAGAAAGGCACUGAAGAUGCUGGGAUACUCGCUGGGAAUCCAGCUGUUGAUAUGGUCGCCGAUUCUCGUGCUCAAGUGGUUCUUGCAUCUUUCCAAACUGGCAUUUACUGGUCAAGACGCCCGGUUCACCAUCAACGACGCACUGGGGUCUCUGCGGUUCAUCCAAAACCACGUGCUCAACCUGGGACCGUUCGUGAUUGCAGGAAUGCGAUACUUCCGUCCCGAAAUCGACGAGAUCUUCCUGCGAUCUCUGCAACACGCAGACCAGACCUACGCCAAGAAACACCCUGAACUCAAGAACCCUCCCCAGUACUACAUGCCUCUGGUGACAUACAAGGAACAAGCUAGAGCCUAUGGAACAGGCAAGGGCGGCCGACCAUGGUGGUCGUUCAUGUCCGGAAAGUCGUCCUCAGGAAACGACUUCUCUUCUUUCCUCAGCAGAAUGGCUACCAGAACAGCCUUCACUCUCGCCAUGUACCUCAUCAAGGACGUGCCUGUGCUUGGUUCUCUGUCCAUCAAUUCUGCCUCCUUUUACUCUUUCAACCAGGUGGUUGGAACUCCUGCAGCUGCAGCAGUGUUUGGUCUGGGUCUCAUGGUGCCCAAAAAGUGGCUGCUUGUCUUCCUGUCGGCCUUCUGGGGCUCUCGAUCGUUGGUGCGAGAACUGCUUAUCCCUUACUUUAAGAGAAUCCCCUUUACCACCACCGACCGACAACACUGGCUUGCUGCUCGUGAGGGAGUCAUUUUCGGAUUCGGAGCUGGCUUCUUCCUGCUGCUGCGAAUUCCAUACGUUGGACUGCUCACCUACGGAGUUGCUGAAGCUUCAGCCGCCUACCUCAUCACAAAAAUCUCCGAUCCCCCACCACACCCGUCGCAGUUCAUGCCCUGGAGUGAACGGGAGGUUGCAUGGACGUUUAACGAUAGCGAUCUGAUGGGAGACGGUCCUUCGAAGCAGGCCCAUGCCGCUGCCGCCGCUGCCGCCUCAUCAAAACCCGCAGGAGUGCCAGGAGUGCCAGGAGCUUUCAAGCCAUCUUCGUCUUCAAAACCGGCUCAUCCUCAGCUCCCCCCUCGGCCCCCUGCUUACCAUCGACAAAACAGCCUAUAG
Molecule: messenger RNA, 1236 nt
Organism: Yarrowia lipolytica CLIB122
Lineage: Eukaryota; Fungi; Ascomycota; Dipodascomycetes; Dipodascales
Source: RefSeq, a predicted model, not a curated record